ACGUGUGUCGAUAUCCUGUUUCCUGUUUGAACGAUGUGUUUGAAUCUUUUUGUUUCAAUGACUCCGGAGGUUCUGUUGUGGAACUUCGCUGCAGUUUGUUCAGUUUUAGUUUGUGAACUUUUGUUUUCAGGAAGUUAAACCUUCCUGAUUCAUUAUCGUUCUAUUUUAUAUUUCUCCUGUUUUCUCUUCUAUUCGUUUCUACUGUUUUGUUUUAUUCUGUUAAUUGGCUCCAACGGGGUAGUCAUGACAACACGCCUCUCCUCUUCCGGCCCCUGGAUUGGAGACAGGGAAAUCCCUCAUGGGAAGACAAAAUUCUUCCUGCCCGUUCAACCAAUCAGCGCCGGCCCUGCAGCCACAGCAGCCAAUCAGAAGCGCGGACGGUGCCAUGUAAUCCCGCCUGCAGGGGUCGCUGCGGAGCGCGGGGCCCUCGGAGCGUCAGUCCGCCUGAAGAGCGUCUCGGUCCGGCUUCACUCCUCCGCCUCCUCCGCUUCACCUCCACCGACAACCAGCAGCCAACAUGCGGGAGAUCGUGCACAUCCAGGCGGGUCAGUGCGGGAACCAGAUCGGUGCAAAGUUCUGGGAAGUGAUCAGUGACGAGCACGGCAUCGACCCAACGGGAACGUACCAUGGGGACAGCGACUUACAGCUGGACAGGAUCAGUGUGUAUUACAACGAAGCCACUGGUGGGAAGUACGUGCCCAGAGCCAUCCUGGUCGACCUGGAACCCGGCACCAUGGACUCAGUCCGAUCUGGACCCUUUGGGCAGAUCUUCAGACCUGACAACUUUGUCUUUGGUCAAAGUGGAGCAGGAAACAACUGGGCCAAAGGUCACUACACAGAGGGGGCGGAGCUGGUGGACUCGGUCCUGGACGUGGUGAGGAAGGAGGCUGAGAGCUGCGAGUGUCUGCAGGGCUUCCAGCUCACGCACUCCCUGGGCGGAGGCACCGGCUCCGGCAUGGGGACGCUGCUCAUCAGCAAGAUCAGAGAGGAGUACCCCGACCGCAUCAUGAACACCUUCAGUGUGGUGCCCUCUCCCAAGGUGUCGGAUACAGUGGUUGAGCCGUACAACGCCACACUGUCUGUCCACCAGCUGGUUGAAAACACAGACGAGACCUACUGCAUUGACAACGAGGCCCUGUACGACAUCUGCUUCCGUACUCUCAAGCUCACCACGCCCACUUACGGUGACCUCAACCACCUGGUUUCUGCCACCAUGAGCGGUGUGACCACCUGCCUGCGUUUCCCCGGGCAGCUUAACGCAGAUCUGAGGAAACUGGCUGUAAACAUGGUGCCCUUCCCUCGUCUCCACUUCUUCAUGCCUGGCUUUGCCCCUCUGACCAGCCGAGGGAGCCAGCAGUACCGCGCCCUGACGGUGCCCGAGCUAACUCAGCAGGUGUUUGAUGCCAAAAACAUGAUGGCGGCCUGUGACCCUCGCCACGGGCGCUACCUGACGGUGGCUGCCGUGUUCCGUGGCCGCAUGUCCAUGAAGGAGGUGGAUGAGCAGAUGCUGAACGUCCAAAACAAGAACAGCAGCUACUUUGUGGAGUGGAUCCCCAACAACGUCAAGACGGCCGUCUGCGACAUCCCGCCGCGCGGCCUCAAGAUGGCCGUCACCUUCAUUGGCAACAGCACGGCCAUCCAGGAGCUGUUUAAGCGCAUCUCUGAGCAGUUCACCGCCAUGUUCCGCCGCAAGGCCUUCCUCCACUGGUACACCGGCGAGGGCAUGGACGAGAUGGAGUUCACAGAGGCGGAGAGCAACAUGAAUGACCUGGUGUCCGAGUACCAGCAGUACCAGGACGCCACAGCCGAGGAGGAGGGCGAGUUUGAAGAGCAGCAGGAAGAGGACGCCUAAAAACGACAGAAGAGGAAGUUCAUAACCAAAAUGAAAAAAACAAACAUUGAAUGAAAUGAAAAAGAACAGAUUUGUACGAAUAGUUAGAGAAUCUGGUUGAUGGAGGAAAAAUUAUGUGACCAAAUUAAUGUGCCACAGUUUAUUUGGUUAAAUUACUGAUUUGAAGGAAAUAUUGCUCUUAAUUUAAUUGAAUCUCUUCCAUUAGAAACAGUGUUUACAUCAAUUUGAACAAUUGUUUUCCUUUUGGAUUUUAGUUUUCUACAGUUAAAGUAUUUAAAUGGUGAUGUCAUUUUGUGCUGAAGAGAGUUUUCAGGACUGUUCCCUGCAGUGUUGGUUGUUUGUAAUAAAAGUGUCUGUUCAGAGGAGGAUGGUCUCAUGAUGUGUUUCUGACCUCACAGCUGGAAAAGAUCCAAACGUCUUAAUGCCUCUGAACCCAGAUGAUCAAGUUUCUAAUCCUCCAAGUGAGACGUCCUCCUGAACACAGUGAGUUGCUCCAUAUGUUCAAC
Messenger RNA from Paralichthys olivaceus (Japanese flounder), 2358 nucleotides. NCBI's taxonomy places the organism in Eukaryota, Metazoa, Chordata, Actinopteri, Pleuronectiformes, Paralichthyidae. The record is from RefSeq and is a predicted model, not a curated record.